GAAAGAAAGAAAGAAAGAAAGAAAGAAAGAAAGAAAGAAAGAAAGAAAGAAAGAAAGAAAAGAAAAGAAAAGAAAUGAAAAAAAAAGUUUUCUUCUCUUCACUUGGGCCCCAAGUGCGCACGGGCCGUGCCCAUAAUGCUUAUUGGAUAAUCUGGCCCCAGGGUAGUGUGGAAUGGUGUGUAUGCGUGCGUGUGCUUGCGCGUGCGUGUGUGUGUGUGUGUGUGUGAGGGAGGUAGGGUGGUGUAUAAAUCCGUCUCUACACACAGUGAUUGUUUGUGAACCUUUUGGCGUUCCACACAGCAGAGCGGUUCUCUUUCCAGAGCGCAGCGUCAGCCUCCUUUAGGAUGAAGGGAUGCUGCAGCUCGAACAGAGGACAAAAAAUGAAGAAGCUCUCCCGAAAGCUGGCUUUAGCUGCGGCUGUUCUGUUCUGGAUAGCGGCUCUGCUGUAUGUGAUCCUCCUGAACAGUCGGAGGAUCCCUGAGACACAGAGACAGAGAGAGAAAGAAAAAGAGAUAUCAAAUACAGAAUGGGAUGAUCUCUUGGAUGAGUUCGAAGAGAAGAACUACCUCAAUGCUGACAGGUGGAAGCCAGGCCAAGAUCCUUACAGUCAGUAUGCUUUCAAUCAAAGAGAGAGUGAGAGGAUCCCCAGCAACAGAGCACUUAAAGACACCCGACAUUACAGGUGUACAAUGCUGCACUAUGACACUGAGCUGCCAUCCACCAGUAUAGUGAUCACACUGCACAACGAAGCCCGCUCCACUCUACUGCGUACACUGAGGAGUGUGCUGAAUCGGACGCCUGUGCAUCUGAUUCAUGAGAUCAUCCUGGUGGACGACUUCAGUGUGGAUCCAAAUGACUGUCUUUUUCUCACCAAGUUACCUAAAGUCAAGUGUCUUCGCAAUAAACGAAGAGAAGGGUUGAUCAGGUCCAGGGUUCGAGGGGCAGAUGCUGCUGAAGCAGAAGUCCUCACCUUCCUCGAUAGCCACUGUGAGGUCAACAAAGACUGGCUGCCUCCACUGCUUCAGAGGAUCAAAGAGGACCCAAGUUGUAUUGCCAGCCCAGUGAUAGACAUCAUCAACAUGGACUCAUUUGCCUACAUUGCUGCUUCAUCAAACCUACAGGGUGGCUUUGACUGGAGUCUCCAUUUCAAGUGGGAACAGCUAUCUGCUGAGAAGAGAGCCAAGAGAAUCAACCCCACAGAACCUAUUAAGACACCCGUUCUUCCUGGAGGGCUCUUUGUAACCAGCAAAUCCUGGUUCAAUCAUCUGGGGAAAUAUGACACAGCCAUGGAUAUCUGGGGGGGAGAGAACUUUGAGAUCUCGUUCAGGGCGUGGAUGUGUGGGGGAAGUCUGGAGAUUGUCCCAUGCAGCAGAGUCGGCCAUGUUUUCCGCAAGAAACACCCAUACAUCUUUCCAGAUGGCAAUGCCAAUACUUAUAUUAAGAACACAAGACGUACUGCUGAGGUGUGGAUGGAUGAGUUUAAAAUCUUCUAUUACUUUGCUCGACCGGCAGCCAGGGGCAAGUCCUAUGGAGACGUUCGUGGUAGACAACAGCUAAGAAAGAGUCUGAACUGUAAAUCCUUCCAGUGGUAUUUGGACAAUGUCUAUCCAGAGCUCAAAGUUCCAGAUAAUUCACAUUCGAAAUCUGGAGUGAUCCAGCAAAGGCAGAACUGUCUUGAAGCACAGCAAACUGAGGGGCGGGAUGUUCCAGUGGUCAAGCUUGCCCCAUGCAUCAGCACCAAAACUGCCAACCAGGAGUGGAUCUACACACAUGGACAGCAGAUUCGCCAGCAGCAUGUCUGCCUGUCCGUCUCUACCACAUUGCCUGCCUCACAGAUCCUACUCGUGCCCUGCAACAUCAGCGACAGCAAACAGCGCUGGCAGAAAACAGGCACCCACCUGGAGCACCAAGUAUCACACUUCUGUCUGGACAGUGAGAUGGCUUUGGAUGCUGUCUACGGCAGUGGGAUUUUGGUGAUCAGCCCAUGUGAGCUCUCAGUGCAAACACAGAGAUGGGAAAUGCCUUUUUCUUGAUCCUGAGCUUUUCCAGGCCAAAAAGUGAGAGAGGCUCGUGUGUGAAGGGAACUGUAGGGAAGACAACACCAAUUGCAGUCACUACCAUUGUCUGAAGCUGAAGAGGAUCCCUGAAAUGUCAAGAAGAACAGAAAUGAGCAGCUGGGCAACCCUGAGCUUUAAAAUAACUAAGAAGUACAGAAACACACACACACACAGACACACACACACACACACACACACACACGCACACACACACACAACUGUGAAAAAGUAUUUGUCCUCUCCUUGAUUUCUUCUACUUUUCAUAUUUGUCUCACUUAUUAUUUUAGAUUUUCAAACAAAGAAAACACAAAAUAGAAUGUACUUAAAUAACUGUUUCAUUUAUUGAAGAAAAAAGGUUAUCCAACACUAGCUGGCUUUAUGUGGUGAAAAAGUAAUUGCCCCCUUUGUGACACAAUCAACCAACUAACCAAGUUUAAUUUGAUUUGAUCAUUUGAUUUGAUUACUGCCAGACCUGUUGGAUCUAAACAUCAAUAUGACGUCAACAACCAGCACAAAGCCAAGCACAAACCACUGCUAACCAAAAGGAACAUAAAGGCUCAUCCCACAUUUACCUAAAAUCACCUUGAUGACCCCCGAGCCUUUUGGGAUAAUGUUCUGUGGACUGAUGAGUCAAAAGUGGAAAUAUUUGGAAGACAUGUGUCUUGCUACAUCUGCCAUGAAGCUAACUGAGCAUUCCACAAUAAGAACAUAUGAAACAUGGUGGUAGUAGUGUCAUGUUGCGGGGAUGCUUUGCUGCUUCAGGGCAACUUGGCAUAAUUGAUGGAAUCAUGAAUUCUGCUCUCUACCAGACAAUCCAGAAGGAAACUGUCCAGGCAUGAGUCUGUUAUAUGAAGCUCAAGCGCAGUAAGGUUAAGCAGCAAGACAACGAUCUGAAGCACAAGAGCAGGUUCACCACUGAAUGUUUCAAAAGCAAUAACAUGAAGGUUUUGGGUUGGCCUGGUUAAAAUCCUGACUUCAACCCUACUGAGAUGCUGUAGCAGGACCUUAAGGAGGCAGUUUGUGAUGAAAAGCUUUAUAAUGUGGCUGAAUUGAAGCAAUUCAAAGUAUAGCCAAAAUUCCUCCACGGUUACAUGAACGACCAGUUAUCAGAAGCAUUUAGUGCUAAAGGAAUUCAGGGAGGGGACAAAUACUUUUUCAUGGCACUGUGGCAUUUACCUUGGUCAUCCCAAAGCAUCAUGUGGUAAAUCUGCUUGUUCCUUG
This is a messenger RNA of Ictalurus punctatus (channel catfish), 3278 nucleotides long. It is a transcript of the gene galnt14, whose product is annotated as UDP-N-acetyl-alpha-D-galactosamine:polypeptide N-acetylgalactosaminyltransferase 14 (GalNAc-T14). The coding region runs from base 345 to 2033 and encodes 562 amino acids. The record is from RefSeq and is a predicted model, not a curated record. The transcript is spliced from 16 exons. Gene Ontology annotation, cellular component: Golgi apparatus. Lineage: Eukaryota; Metazoa; Chordata; Actinopteri; Siluriformes; Ictaluridae.